This is a messenger RNA of Trypanosoma brucei brucei TREU927, 2361 nucleotides long. RefSeq lists its product as hypothetical. NCBI's taxonomy places the organism in Eukaryota, Euglenozoa, Kinetoplastea, Trypanosomatida, Trypanosomatidae. Gene Ontology annotation, cellular component: t-UTP complex; small-subunit processome; 90S preribosome. Bases 1 to 2361 code for a protein of 786 amino acids. Gene Ontology annotation, molecular function: protein binding; RNA binding. The record is from RefSeq and is a predicted model, not a curated record. Gene Ontology annotation, biological process: maturation of SSU-rRNA from tricistronic rRNA transcript (SSU-rRNA, 5.8S rRNA, LSU-rRNA). The transcript has a single exon.
AUGCAACGACGUAAGCGCUCCCGCACCCAUUCAGUGGGUGAUGAAGUAUCGAAGAACUCGGGGUCAAAAUACGUGCCGCAGCCGGAGAAGAUCGCUUCCGCCGCUUCAGGGGAUACCUUGGAGCGGGAGGAUUCAAUAAAGUUGAGUAAUACAGUUCUGCGUUCUUUGGCAAUUGCCCCUGAUGUUUCUGGUAUUCGAUGCGUUGCUGUGCAUCCGUCAGAGCGAGAGAUUGUUCUGGCUCGUGAAAAUGGCUCUCUGAUCUUGUACGCCAUCGAACGAUUCCAAAACGUCACUCACUUCCAAAUGUUGCGUUCCACUGGUGGUCGCAAGAGUCGUACCAUUACGCGGUUACGUUACCUAACUCGCGGCACGGGCAAUAGUAAAGGGAUUUCCACUCGUACCGCUCCUCUACUACUGGCUUCUUACCUAUCCGGCCAGUUCGUUGUUUACUGCGGUGACACACUUGCUCCUCUUUGUGUUCAUCAGCGGACUGGUGGAGCUAUUUGGGAUUUCUGUAUCACAGACCACACCGUCUAUGCCGCAAAGGCUGACGGGUCGUGGCACCAGUUACACGUGGAGUACAGCAGCAAUGUUGCUGGUGCGGCUGGGCCUCGCGCUCCGACCGUUCCGGCGCUGACGCUCAAGCGGAUCAUACCAAAGGUGCCAGGCGCGGAUCGUGCGAUCAGUGUCUGCUGCUCACGGCAGUGGGGAAUUGUCGCUGGAACAGAUGACGCCGGAAAUGUUGUGGCAUGGCGUCUUCCCCGACCCGAAAGUACGGACGACCGGGACGAAGAGACGAUCAAUCAGGACAACAGAGGAGGUGAAGGGAACACGGGAACGGCUGGGGAUAGGCCGCAGAGUCUAACAGAGCAUGAGGCCCUUUGGACGAGUCGCUUGCCUGAAGGAAUGGCGCUUUGUUGUACCAUCAGCACCAGUAGUAAAAACGCAGCUCCGGUUGUAGCGGUUGGCACUUCGGUUGGCGAUGUGGUGAUAUUUGAAGCAACCCGUGGUCAAGCGGUGAAAACAUUCACACACCACAAAGGCCCCAUUAGCUCGUUGGUGAGCUGUCAGGAAUACGUCAGUGGCAAUCAGUGCGGGGUGAUUUAUGCGUCUGGUUGGCACGAGUCUCUCCGUUCGUACCGAUGUAGCGUUGAGGGUGAGUGGCGCCCCGCUGAGGUGAAACGCCGCACACAUCACCAUGAAACCAGCGAACUGGCGCUCCUUCACCGCCAUCAGAUCAUACUCUCUGCCUCACGGGAUGCAACCGUUAUGUAUUCCCCAACUCAGUGUUUGUUCUCUGCACCGGCCAUGUACCUUCACACCACGUGUCAGAAACUUGCUUUUGCGAAGGAGAGGAAUGUCUUGCUGCAGACACGCAGUGGCCGCAUCGAAGGGUUCUGUACCGAUGCCGCAUUACGUCGUUGGUCCCCGCUAUUUGGUUACGAAGUGAAGGGUAAAUUUCACUUGCAGGGACUGUGGUGCGACGAUUCGCUCGGCCACAUCGUUUUCUCCACAGACGAGCGUGUCUCUUUAUUGUGCUGCCGCUGGCGCAAUGGACUGGAGGGGAGUCUCGCGCUUAAGCGUAUUGAAGAGGUGAGGAGUCUGCCUGCCAAAUACGGCAUUAUCGACUGCUGCUUUGUCAACACCAAAACAAACAAAAGUUGCUAUCUGCUUUUCGACGACGCGAUUGUUCAGAUUUCCCUCACGAAAGCGUACCCAGUGGUGACCACGCAGCUGGUACAGAGGGAUGGAGACCCCGAUGAAAUUGACAUAUGUCCAACUCGUUUCAUGUGGUUAGAAAAUCGGGCAGAUGUUGGUGAAGAGGAGGGGACUAAUCAUACCAAACUUAUGGUGUACGGUCGCCGCGGGUGGCUUUCGUGUAGCACUGCGGUGGAUGGCACCAUUGACACCAGCACUUUCACGGUACACCGCGAGGUGAUGCAAAUGGUGGAGUCGGUACCCCAUUUGUCACAAUCGCAAGGAAGGGUGGAGCACACUAUUGUUGCACUUGCAAAUGGUGAGCGCUAUGUUGCAGGUAUUGGAACUUCUCAACUGCUUCAACUUCCGCGCUCACUUCCACACGACACGCGGUUUGUUGCUCUGUUGCCACCGAGACGCCGGCGAAACGACUCGGGCAACGAAGUUAGUGAAGGGUUGGGCAGUGGGCCUCGCUUCCUCGCCACCUUUUCACGUGGGUUAUUGUGGGUUACGAGGAACUCGUGGUGCAUGUUGAGCCGGUGCUCCGCAGAGGGUGCGUUUGUUUUGCGUGGAAACAAGAAAGUGCUAAUUGUGGUGCGCAACCUGGAGGGAACGCUGGAAGUGUUGCCACCCUGUUGGAGGCUGCGACGCUUCGGUAACUGA